Messenger RNA from Aspergillus alliaceus, 855 nucleotides. RefSeq lists its product as uncharacterized. The record is from RefSeq and is a predicted model, not a curated record. The transcript is spliced from 2 exons. Bases 147 to 617 code for a protein of 156 amino acids. Lineage: Eukaryota; Fungi; Ascomycota; Eurotiomycetes; Eurotiales; Aspergillaceae.
CUGUUGUUCCGGGUAGAUCCCCCUUUAAUCUGGGUAUGUGGCUCUGGAAGUAUAAAUAUACAUGAAUAUCCCUUCCAGAACUGAUUAACUCAUUCAUACUCCAAGACAACGCAAAGAUUCGUUGACAUCCAAUCUCCCCAUCGAAAAUGAAGAUCUCCGCAGCCCUUUCCACAGCCCUUCUGGCCGUCAGUGCUGCUGCUGCCUUCGACAAGAACCAACCAUGGGGCAAACGCGAUUACCCCUGUGUCAAUGUCUUUCAGGGCAUCCCCGACAACUCGACUGUCGCUCCAGGUGCCGAAAUCAACAUCAAGUUCAACCGAAACUCGCCUAACUGCGAUAAAUCCCUGCGUCAGUACAAGGGAGCGGAUUAUUCCGUGUACCUCUACAACAACCCCGUCAGAGGCAUGAACACUAUUAACUUCGACCGUGAACUCCCGAUCAAAAGGGGCAUCCCCGAGCAGGAUGGCGCUGUCACCAUUACCAUUCCGUCGCAAAAGGAACUUGGAACUGUUAAGGACGACAGCGUGUGGUAUCUUCGCCUCUCUACUAGCUUGAACGAUGCUCCACAGAUGCCUACUCUCUUCAAUGCUGCUGGUCCCUUCGCUAUUCGUGCUUAAUUGGCGGAUAUAGACACUACUGAGAUGUAUAUGUUUUAAGUAGGUGGUUAUGUUAGCGUUCGCUCUGAGAUUGGCAUAUUCGUUACCAUACACGCUUAGCAUUAUGCAGUGAGAUCCUCUAUUUCCGGGAGAUAUUUUCAUAUUUUACUUCUUGAGAAUAGACUGUUGAGCCUUGAUUCCAGUCCUUAAUCCAAAUUUAACAAAAGUCUAUAUGUGCACCUUGGAUGGCAGGGCUUCU